Caenorhabditis elegans is the source of this 1275-nucleotide messenger RNA. RefSeq names its product C-type lectin domain-containing protein (gene clec-184). The record is from RefSeq and is marked reviewed. Bases 12 to 1241 code for a protein of 409 amino acids. NCBI's taxonomy places the organism in Eukaryota, Metazoa, Nematoda, Chromadorea, Rhabditida, Rhabditidae. The transcript is spliced from 7 exons. Gene Ontology annotation, molecular function: carbohydrate binding.
AGACACGAUUAAUGUUCGUUUGGCUGAUAUUUUCGCAUUUUGUUAUUCAUACAUUUUGCAAUACAAAUGAUCAUAUUGAAGAUUUUCUUCGGAAUAAGACCGCGGAAGAUAUAAUUGGAUUACGCCAACAAUAUCAUAGAGCCAUAUACAAAAAGAAAAAGGAAGAAUCCGCUCUUGCAGAUGCUUCACAGCCAAAUUUAGUGUUAGCAGAUGGAGCUGUUUUACCAUGUGAAGCAGGUUGGCAUCAAUUUCCAGACACAGGAUGUUGUUACAGAGUUAGUGAUGCUGAAAGUGAAUGGCAUGGUGGAACUGCAAUCUGCAAAGCCCUGAAUCCUGAUGCUGAAAUGGCAUCAUUCCACAGUCAAGCAGAAUCUAUAUUUGUUGCCAAUAAAUAUUCCACAAUUCAUGCUUGGACUGGAUUAUCUCAAACUGAAAUCCCAAACACAUGGACAUACACCGAUGGAACACCGGAUUGGCACUGGUUUCCUGCUCUUGCAGCUGCUCCGUCUGAUGCUGACUCGAGUUGCGUUGAAAUGAUGGAUGGACUCUUGGGACUUAUAUUUGCACUUUCCUUGCAAAAAGGGCAGACAAAUGCUUAUAGUUGUGACGAGAGUAUUCAAAUAAUUUGCAAGUAUUGUCCAAGGGAGACGACAUCUACAACUACAGUAACCCCAACAACAACAAAAGCAGCAACAAUCAAAACAUCAACAACUACAGUAACCCCAACUACAGUAACCACUACGAAAGCCCCAACCACAACUAAAACUUCGACUUCUACUACAACACCUAAAUUUACCACUACAACCAUUCAAACUACCAAAAAAAUCACAACUUCACCGACUUCAACUACGGCGUCAAUUCCAAUAACUUGCACAUCCAAUUGCCCGGUUCCAGCGGUUAAUUUCAAGGGUUUAUGCUACAAGAUGUGCCGGGGUCUUGUAAAGUUCGAAGACAGCUGUACAUGGUGUAAUGGAACAAUGGCUACAAUUUCUAGUGGAGAAGAAAAUGAUUUUGUUUCCAGGGUCUUUGGAUCAAAUGAUGAGACAACACGUCAAAUCUGGAUUGGCAACACUGAAUCCAGUGGUUAUCUAAACUGGUCUCAAGGCCAACCUACAAAACCGAAUGAUGGCUUGGAUUAUUGUAUUUCAAUGGACUUGAGUGCAGGAUCUACUAGAGGAAAAUAUAAAUAUUUACCAUGUCAGAGUACAGUUAUUAAUUCGUUAUGUGUAAUGAAUCCUUGAAUAAUUGACUUGUCAAAUGAACAAUUUUAUCAAA